Didymosphaeria variabile is the source of this 795-nucleotide messenger RNA. RefSeq lists its product as uncharacterized. Lineage: Eukaryota; Fungi; Ascomycota; Dothideomycetes; Pleosporales; Didymosphaeriaceae. The coding region runs from base 1 to 795 and encodes 264 amino acids. The record is from RefSeq and is a predicted model, not a curated record. The transcript is spliced from 2 exons.
AUGCCCGGAUUUACGGCAGAUGAGAUAGCCACAGCCACCAAGAAGGUGGCUCGGGUUUUCCACAAAGAGUCGCAAGGGUUAUAUCUGCUUGGUCUGAGACACCCGGCCAUAGGACUUGCCAAAUUGGUACGGCAUUUGAAACGCUUGUUCAAACAAUGUGCCGAGGACCUCAAGAAUGAAGCAAAAGAUCAAACAGAGCACCUAGGUGCUCGUCUUGUUUCGCAUCAAGCCAAGGUGCUGGCUGAGAUCGUUGUCUUGAGAUCUGGGGAAUCUCUUCCUGUACCUCUGCGUGCGGGCGAUGUGAAGGGAAAGAGCGCCAGUACUGAUAAUGCGAAACAAGAGAGCCCUAACGACGAAGAACUAAUAGAGGUGUUUGGCGAGACUGUGUUUGCGGAUUUUCUCGCAUUCAUCGAUUUUCUGAAAAAGAGUGAAGCGCUUGGAAAGUUUCACGAGCGUCUUGAGAGAUUUGUGUUAUCAGCACGGAACCAAGGUCCUGAAACCGGAUUCAGGGCGGGAGAUCCAAGACGGCCGGAUGACCAGCUCGUACAUAUGUCCGCAAAGGGAUCUGCACCAGAGCCUUUACUGGUUGAUAUCAAAGAAGGUGGUUUCGACCGGAUCUUUACUGGGAAUCAUGAACGAAUCGAAUAUGUCCUCAAGCUAUUGCACGAUGACGAAACUCUGAGUCAGUUACAGAAGACACAAGGCAUCUUGGAAAGCUCUCCACAGCCGUUCAGAACCCUUGCAGUUGUUCGCAAAGUGCAGUUGAGAUGGAAAUGUGUGAGUGGACCCAAAUGA